AAAUCCUAGACUAGAACUAAGUACAAUACAAUGAAUUUCAAAGUCUACUUCAUCGUCUUGAUCAACAUCUUCUACGCCUGCUCGUCCCCAUAUUUGAAUCACCUGUUGACGAAGAGGACGAGGUUCUGCGGCUCUCAUCUCACUAACACCUUGAGCAUGAUCUGCCAAGGACGAUACCCAUCCUACGAAAAGAAAUCCUUUGGAGAUGGGUUGGGCAUCAGCGAAUACGAAGGAGACUACGACGACGCAUCAGAGGCUGAGAUAGACUUCCCAUUCCUCUCCAAAGCCCUGGCAAAGUCUUUUGUCCCACAGAAAGUCCGAAGGCAAGGAGUUGUCAGCGAGUGCUGCCACAAGUCAUGCACGCUCAACGAAUUGAGGUACUACUAUGGAGAAACCUUAGCUUACAAUGAAGUCGAAGACGACUACAACGACGUAAGUGAUGGCGGAUUCGAUUUUCCGUUUCUGUCGAAAGAAUUCGCAAAGUCCUUCGUUCCUCAGAAACCUCGCAGAGAAGUUGCUGACGAGUGUUGCCACAAACCCUGUACGAUUGAUGAAAUGCGAUAUUACUGUGGAAAAUGA
This is a messenger RNA of Anoplophora glabripennis (Asian longhorned beetle), 579 nucleotides long. RefSeq names its product bombyxin E-1-like. Gene Ontology annotation, molecular function: hormone activity. The record is from RefSeq and is a predicted model, not a curated record. The transcript has 4 exons. The coding region runs from base 31 to 579 and encodes 182 amino acids. NCBI's taxonomy places the organism in Eukaryota, Metazoa, Arthropoda, Insecta, Coleoptera, Cerambycidae. Gene Ontology annotation, cellular component: extracellular region.